This is a messenger RNA of Xiphophorus hellerii (green swordtail), 2087 nucleotides long. Its product is annotated as leucine-rich repeat-containing protein 7-like. The record is from RefSeq and is a predicted model, not a curated record. Gene Ontology annotation, molecular function: protein kinase binding. Lineage: Eukaryota; Metazoa; Chordata; Actinopteri; Cyprinodontiformes; Poeciliidae. The transcript has 9 exons. Bases 5 to 1924 code for a protein of 639 amino acids. Gene Ontology annotation, cellular component: postsynaptic membrane; adherens junction; postsynaptic density. Gene Ontology annotation, biological process: neurotransmitter receptor transport postsynaptic membrane to endosome; neurotransmitter receptor transport, endosome to postsynaptic membrane; cell-cell adhesion.
UCCUAUGGAAAGCUACAGUUCAUCCAUUGAGCAGCAGACCAGUUUGGACCGCCCAGAGCUCCCUGGUUCCAUGGAGCAGACCAGCAUGUCACGGUCUCAGUCUGCCCCCAUGUUAGAUGAUGAGCUGGGCUUCCCAGGACACGGAGGCGGCAACCAGAAUCAGUCUGGACAAAAUCAAAAACCUGCCAUUCCUCACAAGGCCUAUCAUUUUGACCAGAACUACAACCCCCAGGUGACCAUAGAUCGCAGGAUCCCUCCUCCAUUCCCUAACACACCAGAUUAUGUAAACCACUCCUCAAAAGCUAUGGAUUACUUGAGUCAACCGGGAAAGACGCUACCCAAGGAGCUUGUGAGUCCUCGGUAUCGCGCGUAUCCACCGCUGGAGAUGUUUUCAUUCCCCCAAGCCCCAAUCAACCAGGACGGCCCGUCCAGCCAGCAGCAGCAAACGAUCUCAACUCAGCGCUCCAGGCCAGGCUUUCUGAGGAGAGCCGACUCUUUGGUGAGCUCUACUGAGCUUGCCUUGUUUCGCAGAGUUCAUGAAGCCCAGCAGGAGGCGCUACAGGAAGCUCAAUACAAGCAUCAGAUGGACCCGCCUCAUUACAGUCGGGCUCUUGCCUACUCGUCCCCCAUGGAGCAUUCUGCCCUCACCAACAUGUCUGACAACCAAAAUCAGAUGAUGCACAACAAGAGAAAUGGUCGCUACGACGACGACUACACCACUUACCAGGAGCAGAAGAAGCCCAUGAUUGGUUAUCCGACCAAAAGUCUGACUCAACGUCGCCCCCUGUCUGCUAGGAGCUACAGCACCGAAACGUACGGAGCAUCUCAGGCCCGCCCCGUGUCGGCUCGCCCCACCAUGGCCGCCCUGCUGGAGAAGAUGCCGCCCGACUACACCCUGGCCACCUUCCCCGAGAAACCGUCUGAGGACACCAUCAAAGUGAGACCCGUCGUCCCGCAGAAACCCGAGGACAUCACCUCCAAGAUGCCCGCCGACUGGAGGCAGCAACUCCUCAGGCACAUAGAGGCCAAACGGUUGGACAGGACGCCGUCUCAGCAGGCUGCAAUGCUGGAUAAUGACCAGGAGGGGGUGACAGGGAGCAACCAGUGGGCUCCCUACUCACUCGGUCGAAGAGACGUUCCGCCUGAGAACCUCAUGAAAAAGGGCGGACAUUCACACAACCCCUCCCAUCAGUCACACAACACCAUGAUCGUCACCUCCACCUCCUCAUCCUCAGCCACCGUGCCUCACCGCGUUGUCGGGCAGCAGGUUUAUGACGGGAUGAUGAACAAGGGGGGCCAAUACCAACAGGGAAUGUCGCUGUCAGUGGUACCAGCAGGCGGUCCGGGCCAGUACCAAGGCAACGUCUCACAGGGCCUCCCCUCCCCUGGCCAGGCGUACCCCAGUGGCGGCCUCCCCAUGGCGCUGUCAUCAUCUGGAAACCAAUCUCAGUACAACCCCCACACCUCCCAUCAGCCGGCUACCAAUCCGCAGUACCACGUGAAUCAGGGCAUGACCCACAGCAACCAGGCCGUCAUGGCGACCCACACCAACCCCCGGCCUCAGAGCGCUCGCUGCCUGCUGCAGACUAAAGGCCAGAAAAGCACGGAUGGUUUCCAAGAGCAGCUGUGUGUGAGGAUAGAGAAGAACCCCGGCCUCGGCUUCAGUAUCUCUGGCGGCAUCAGCGGCCAGGGGAACCCCUUCAAACCCUCCGACAUGGGUAUCUUUGUUACUAGGGUACAGCAUGACGGGCCCGCCGCCUCCUCACUGAAGCCCGGAGACAAGAUACUGCAGGUAACAUCCUCCCACUCGACAUAUCGUCAGGCUACAGUCAGCAACAUCCGACCUUUUCAAAUAAUGAGGCAGCAUAUUCAGCAGGACAUAGCACAGUUUUCCAUUCAAAGAUGGGAUGGAAUCUCAUCUUAGUAGCAACAUACAGUGCCUAAAGUCACGUUGCAAAACUGCUAGCCAACGAUAACUCCCAUUGGUUUUGGCUAAAAUGAGCUAAAUCUUAAAUGUGUACGUGAUAUGAAAUUGUCAACACUAAGACAAGUAAAUGACAAGGUCAGGAAAAAGUUUUAAUUAAAAA